This is a messenger RNA of Xenopus laevis (African clawed frog), 1383 nucleotides long. RefSeq lists its product as uncharacterized. The coding region runs from base 51 to 1271 and encodes 406 amino acids. The record is from RefSeq and is a predicted model, not a curated record. The transcript has 2 exons. Lineage: Eukaryota; Metazoa; Chordata; Amphibia; Anura; Pipidae.
AAUACACUUCCCAGAUAGAAGAGAUUCUUAGCACAAGGAGUGGCAUAAGAAUGUUCAGAGUCCAAAGGCAGCAAAUACUUCUCUGUUUCUUUAGAUUUGUAACUUCAACAGAUCGACUCUACCCCAUAGAGUUUGUAUCCGAGAAAUACAGUACCUUGGUUUUUCAGCUGAAUCCUCCAAUGCACCAAGCUAAAAUAUUUGUUUCUGGAACUGACAAUUUACAUACUGUUAAACAGAUGUCCUGCAGAUGUUUGGUCAGUCUACUGAUGAUCUAUACUCUUUCCACUCUUCCAGUAGUAUUGUCAAGGAAUGUGCAUACUACAAGUUAUGGUGGGGUUUGUACAUCACCAUGUGUUCAAAAACGUUCAUCAUAUUACUGGUGCAAGCAAGAAGGUGGAAGCAAUUCAUGGUGGGACUACUGCUCUCCUGAAGCUGGUUAUGAUUACAAUUUCUCUAGGUGUAGAUCAAAAUGUCAGUACAACAAUUCUAAGUAUAAGUGGUGUUGGACAGGGUAUUUGGGAAUGACUUGGGGCUACUGUGGAAAUAUCAUAGAGGAGUUUGAGGAACACUAUACAAGGCAUAAUGUUGCAUGUAAAGGUGAGUGCAGUUUGUUCCGAGGAUACUUUCAAUGCACCGAUACAAAUGGAAAGCAAGAUUAUUGUUCUCCAUCUAGUGAUGUGACUUACAGAGGAGAGCCAUGCAGAAUAAACCACAGAUGUGGAUCUCAUGGUAACAAUUACUAUUGGUGUUACACAGACAAUAACUGGGAUUACUGUGGUAAAAUAAUUAGCAGCUGUGAAGAACAUGAUCCAUUAUUACAAGGCAGAAGGCUAGCAGCUCAAGAAGAAGAAGAAAUAUGCAGAAUAACAGACUCUGGAAAUAGACGGGAGACUAUACUUUCAGCCAUUCCUGUUUCCGAAAAUGCUUUGUGUCGACCUUCACGAGAGGAAUUUAGAGAAGCUUCAAAUCUUAUCGCCAGAAUAAAUGAAAACUUUACUUUUCCUGAAUCUACGCGAACAAUUAUUUUUUCAGCUACUUUGAGACUGGAUUUACAAGGAUCAUUUGUGAUUGCUGGAGUUAGGUAUAAUAAUGUUCAAAUUCAAAUAAAUGGACCCAGGCAAGGCUCCUCAAGCAUUGCUCAGAUACUUCUCCCACAGGAUCUCGAUACUUCUCUCUAUUCAAGAUACAUUAGAAGGGCUCUGUAUACCAGCAUGCGCAGUGCUUACCAUAAACCUCCUGUAAAAGUUGUCAUAACCAUAAAACGGUGGUAGUAGAGUUUUUGAUAAAUGUAAGACAUUACGAUAACCUACUGUAUAUUAUUAUAUGUUGUGUAAACUACUCAAAGUCAUUUUGGUUGUUAAAUAAAUGAGGUCUUAUAUAAUA